UCUGACUGAGUGCUGUCCGCGUCCCGCCGAAAUCCGGAUUUUUUUCCUCCAGCGAUUCGUGGGGCCGGGGGAGAAGGUGUGUGUUUUUUUUUUUCUUUCUCUUGAAAUCCUUCGGCGUAACCAGCAACUUAAAAAUUUUGGACACCUUUUCGAAAACCUAGUAGUUAGGAUUCGUUUGUGGGCUGCUUUAAAUCUUAUUUUGUUUUUAAGCCCAACCUGCUUAAGGACACCCUCAUUCCUUAAGGAGAGUGAAAUAACUUACUGCAAAGGGUGCUUCUUGGAUUUGGCGUUUUGGUUUUUUGUUUCGCCCCCGUUUCUGCUUCUUGAGCCAACUCAGCCCAGUCAUGGUGAUGUUCAAGAAGAUUAAGUCUUUUGAAGUGGUCUUUAACGACCCCGAAAAGGUGUAUGGCAGUGGCGAGAAGGUGGCCGGCCGGGUGAUAGUGGAGGUGUGUGAAGUUACUCGAGUCAAAGCCGUUAGGGUCCUGGCUUGCGGAGUGGCCAAAGUCCUGUGGAUGCAGGGAUCCCAGCAGUGCAGACAGACCUUGGAGUAUCUGCGCUACGAAGACACGCUUCUCCUCGAAGACCAGCCAACAGGUGAGAAUGAGAUGGUGAUCAUGAGACCUGGAAACAAAUAUGAGUAUAAGUUCGGCUUUGAGCUUCCUCAGGGGCCUCUGGGAACCUCUUUCAAAGGAAAAUAUGGGUGUGUGGACUACUGGGUGAAGGCUUUUCUUGAUCGCCCCAGCCAGCCAACUCAAGAGACAAAGAAAAGCUUUGAAGUGAUGGAUCUAGUGGAUGUCAAUACUCCUGAUUUAAUGGCACCUGUGUCUGCUAAAAAGGAGAAGAAAGUUUCCUGCAUGUUCAUUCCUGACGGGCGGGUGUCUGUCUCUGCUCGGAUUGACAGAAAAGGAUUCUGUGAAGGUGAUGACAUUUCCAUCCAUGCUGACUUUGAGAAUACAUGUUCUCGAAUUGUGGUCCCCAAAGCUGCCAUUGUGGCCCGCCACACUUACCUUGCCAAUGGCCAGACCAAGGUGCUGACUCAGAAGUUGUCAUCGGUCAGAGGCAAUCACAUUAUCUCAGGGACAUGUGCAUCGUGGCGUGGCAAGAGCCUUCGGGUGCAGAAGAUCAGGCCUUCUAUCCUGGGCUGCAACAUCCUUCGAGUUGAAUAUUCUUUACUGAUCUACGUUAGCGUCCCUGGCUCAAAGAAAGUCAUCCUUGACUUGCCCUUGGUAAUCGGCAGCAGAUCAGGUUUAAGCAGCCGAACGUCCAGCAUGGCCAGCCGAACCAGCUCCGAGAUGAGUUGGGUAGAUCUGAACAUCCCCGAUACCCCAGAAGCUCCUCCUUGCUAUAUGGAUAUCAUUCCUGAAGAUCAUCGAUUGGAGAGCCCCACCACUCCUCUGCUAGAUGACAUGGACAGCUCUCAAGACAGCCCUAUCUUUAUGUAUGCUCCUGAGUUCAAGUUCAUGCCACCACCUACUUAUACUGAGGUGGAUCCCUGUAUCCUCAACAACAAUGUGCAGUGAGCAUGUGGAAGAAAAGAAGCAGCUGUAGCUACUUGUUUCUUUCUGCCUCUCUUCCUGGACUCUUCACUUUUUUAGAGACUUAACAACAGUCUCUACAGUGGGCUAUGGGUCCACCUCAGACUCUGACCUCCUAAUGCAGGAGGUGAUGAGCAGGCAACCUCCUGGGCCUUAAAGGGUGCGGACUUGUCUUCAGCCAGCGCCAGUGUUGUGUGAUACAAGGGUGUUUGCUGGAUGGGUAUUAAAACACAAUAGAAAAACCCAGGCCCAUAUAUUUUUUCAGAUCUCCUUGAAAAAUUGAGGCAUUUCAGAGUUUGAGUCGGGGGUAGAAAUGACCCCCUCACAUGGUCUUCUUAAGAGUUUUUGAAGGUUUUUUAUGGAUUGUUAUAACAUUGGACCUUGAACUUCCUGUGCCAUGUGGAGCAGAGCCAGUUUAGCAAAACUAGGAAAAUUGUGGCCAAAACUUUGGGAAAAGGAGGUUCUUAAAAUCUGUGUACACAAUUGUUUUUGUACUUACAGAAAAAGAAAAAUCUUCCAGGACUGAUUUGGUUUAGACUUUGGAAGGAGAUUUCCCUGUGAAUUAAAGGGAAAGUGCUCUAAGGUUGUCUUUGCUUAGACUGUACUUUAACCUGGCUUAAAGCAAUAGUAACUGUCCCACCAAAAGUCUUAAAAGCCAUUUUUAGAGCCUGUUGCACUGUAUUCUGUUGCAAACGUUUUCAUAUGGGAGGAUAUGUUUUUCUUUUCAUGUGAGUCCUUGGAAUUGAUUCUAAGGUGAUGUUCUUAGCACUUUAGUUCCUGUCAAAUUUUUUGUUCUUUUUCCUUCCAUCUUAAAUGUAAGCUAAAACUGGUCUACUAUGUCUCUAGGGGUAAGCACAAUGACAAAAGUGUUAUUACUUUCGAGACUUUGUCCCAGUGUACAGAACUAUAUAAUUCUAACACUUUAAUUAUAUGAAAGGGUUGCUGCUGUCAGCCUUGCCCACUGUGAUUUCUCCAACCCCAAGGAGGAACUCUAGAUCAAGAAGCUUCAACACUCCAGACACUGCUUUGAGAAACUAGAGGGCAAGUCUUCACUGAAGUCCCUCCAUCUCCCUUCCUGCCCAGUGUUAGGAGAUAGGGAUAUUAGGCUGUCUCUCACUGCAGCUGCCAACAGUUGGUCAGUCACCCUCAGCCAUAGCACUUUGUUCACUGUCCUGUGUCAGCACUGAGCUCCACCCUUUGCUGAGAAUUAUUAUAGCCAGAAAGUAUGUGAGCUGAAAAUGGUUUCAUUUUUUGUUUUUUACUUAUGUAUCUUUUUGUAUGGUAAAUACUAUAUUUUGUACUUAACCAGAUAUAUUUUCACCCCAGAUGGGGGUAUUGUUUGUAAAAAAAUAAAAAAGUUUUUUUAAUG
Molecule: messenger RNA, 2904 nt
Organism: Propithecus coquereli (Coquerel's sifaka)
Lineage: Eukaryota; Metazoa; Chordata; Mammalia; Primates; Indriidae
Gene: TXNIP
Product: thioredoxin interacting protein
Exons: 8
Coding region: 345-1520 (391 amino acids)
Biological process (GO): protein transport
Cellular component (GO): cytoplasm
Molecular function (GO): ubiquitin protein ligase binding
Source: RefSeq, a predicted model, not a curated record